ACCCCUCCCUAGAGCACAGCCACCAACUGCUCCCUUGUUCUAGUGUUGAGGAAAUGAUCUAAAGAUAUACUGCCAGAGCGAACAGUGUCGGGAGGCAAAGACAACAGCAGAUCGCCUCUCUCUCAGCUCUCAUGGCUCCAUUUCUGCUCCUGUUGUUCCUCCUGUCUGAAGCAGCUUCUGACCUGAUUGAGGUACCAGUGCACCAUGGAGAUGAUGUUAUUCUACCAUGUCGGACUGCUGAUCCCUCCAUCAGUGUUGUAAAGUGGACCAGACCUGACCUGGUGCCAGAUAUCGUCGUCUAUUACAGCGAUGGACACUUGACUCCAGAAGAACAGAAUCCAUCCUUUAAGGACAGGGUGGAGCUGGUGGACAGAUAUCUGAAGGACGGAGACACGUCUUUAAUUCUGAAGAAUGUGAGAAGCAUCGAUGCUGGAACGUACGAGUGUCGAGUUAAAACCAAUGAUACUGAGCCAAUCAGACUCAUCAGCACCGUCCGUCUGCAGGUUCCAGACCUACCUGUGGUAGUGCGCCCUGGAGAUGAUGUCAUUCUGCCAUGUCAGUCUGCUGAUCCCUCCAUCAGAGCUGUAAAGUGGAGCAGAGCUGACCUGAAGCACCCAGAGUACGUCCUCUUAAACAUUGAUGGACAAUUGAAUACAACCCACCAGAAUCCAUCCUUUAAGGGAAGAGUAGAACUGGUGUACAGAAAGCUGAAGAAUGGAGACGUGUCUUUAAUUCUGAAGAAUGUGAACAUAAACGACAAUGGAACAUAUGAGUGUCGUUUUGCAUCAGGUGGUCUCAGACGUAAAAAGAGAUCCAACAUUGACUCUGAGCCAAUCAGAAUCAUCCAUCUGCAGGUUAGAGACUCAGGUUAUAAGGAUGGAAACUCCUCUCCUGUAGGUCAAUACUUUGGACUGGCUGCAGUUUCAGUUGCAGCAGGUGUUGUGCUUCUUGCUGCAGUGGUUGGUGUCCUGAUAUACAGAAGACAUAAGAACAAGAGAUCAGGACAACCUGCUGCUGCUGAUAAUGAAGCAUCAGCAGAUAAGUUCAUCAACAACUCCCAGAGCUCUUAACACCUGACUGCUUUCUCAUGUGCUGUAUAUACAACAUGAUUAUCAUUACUGCUGUGGGUGGGAGGUCAUGUGCAGAUCUGCUAUUUGGUCUGUUUGCCCCCCAUCAUGGUGGUGGAUCUGAGUCUGGGAUCUGUAUCAUCUGGAGCUCUGAGAUCCUCUAGGGUCUCCAUGAUGAGUUGGUCCAGAGGAGGGUCAGACUGUGAGUUAACUUUACCUUUAGAGAACUAGAAAA
Molecule: messenger RNA, 1302 nt
Organism: Perca flavescens (yellow perch)
Lineage: Eukaryota; Metazoa; Chordata; Actinopteri; Perciformes; Percidae
Product: tyrosine-protein kinase-like otk
Exons: 4
Coding region: 132-1070 (312 amino acids)
Biological process (GO): regulation of cytokine production; T cell receptor signaling pathway
Cellular component (GO): external side of plasma membrane
Molecular function (GO): signaling receptor binding
Source: RefSeq, a predicted model, not a curated record